This is a messenger RNA of Kwoniella shivajii, 930 nucleotides long. RefSeq lists its product as uncharacterized. Gene Ontology annotation, molecular function: S-adenosyl-L-methionine transmembrane transporter activity. NCBI's taxonomy places the organism in Eukaryota, Fungi, Basidiomycota, Tremellomycetes, Tremellales, Cryptococcaceae. The transcript has 6 exons. The record is from RefSeq and is a predicted model, not a curated record. Gene Ontology annotation, cellular component: mitochondrial inner membrane. Gene Ontology annotation, biological process: transmembrane transport. Bases 1 to 930 code for a protein of 309 amino acids.
AUGGCGGAUAACGAUACUACACCGUCCAUAAGGCGACCGCCAACUUCUCAACGAGCUUUAGCGGCAGGUGCAAUCUCAGGUAUAGCUGUAGAUUUCAUGUUCUUCCCAUUGGACACCGUUAAGACUAGGAUACAAUCUUCAGCUGGAUUCUGGCAAUCAGGUGGAUUCAAAGGUGUUUAUCGAGGUGUAGGAAGUGUAGGAAUGGGAAGUGCCCCAGGUGCCGCUGCAUUCUUCGUGACAUAUGAAGCAUUGAAAGUGAAAUUACCACAAAUCCAAUUUUUCAAAGAAAACCCAGCUUUCAACCAUAUGGCAGCUGCAUCUGGAGCUGAAUACGUAUCAUGUCUGAUACGGGUGCCUACAGAAGUGGUGAAAUCACGUACGCAAACAGGUGCUUAUGGACAAGGUAAAAGCAGUAUACAUUCAGCUAUAUCAACGAUGAAAUUUGAAGGUAUAAGAGGUUUUUAUCGUGGAUUUGGAAUAACCAUUGCUAGAGAGCUGCCGUUUACUUCCAUACAAUUCCCAUUAUACGAAUCAAUGAAAUCACUUUUAUCUAAACAUUACUUGGAAGGUAGAAGACCAAAUUCAUAUGAAGCUGCUUUAUGCGGUUCGAUAGCAGGCGGUUUCGCAGCUGCCGUUACCACUCCUUUGGAUGUGGUCAAAACCAGAGUUAUGUUAGAAGCUAGAACAUCUUCAUCGCCUUACCUCGCUACGACUGGUAUACCAGCACCUAAUCAACCUUCCCCAUCUAUACUUUCAUUCCCGCCUCGUCUACUUGGGAUACUUCGGAACGAGGGUCCAUCGGCUUUAUUUAAAGGUUGGCAACCACGUUGUUUCGCUAUCAGUUUAGGUGGUGCGGUAUUCUUGGGCAUAUACGACUUGGCUUCUAGUAUCGUCAUUGGUGAUGAAGAGAAAGAUAACAAGUUGUCAUGA